Molecule: messenger RNA, 618 nt
Organism: Porites evermanni
Lineage: Eukaryota; Metazoa; Cnidaria; Anthozoa; Scleractinia; Poritidae
Source: the annotation of a GenBank genome assembly
UGCAAAAUAUUACGUGGCCCGGACAAAGAGAUUGUUGGGUGUGGAGUCUUGGUUUGUGACCCAGAUAUCACUGAUCAUAUUACUGGGUUAAGCAAGUACUGUAUCAUCACAAGCAAGGAAGUAAUUGAAAAAGAGAAUUUUCUUGAUGGUUCAAUUAACCGAGUAGAGUUCAGUAAAGAACCCAGAGAAAAGUGUUUUGAUCUGAAAGGUGUCUCGAAAUCUGUAAAAGAUGUUCCUUCUGGGCUCGUUUUGAUUUUUAUUGACCCCCGUCACCGGGAUUUAAAUCAUGGAUAUUUGAUAAAAAAGAAAUGCAGUAUUUUGAGUAAAUCACCCUUGCGCAUGACAAACCUUGAUCAACAUCGGCAUCUAUUUUGUUACGUUGCAAACCAAUGCUAUGAAAUUGUAAAAUCAAGUGGUGAGGAUGGAGAGUAUGUUUUGAAAGCUACCACAGUAGAAUCAGAACCAGACGAAAUACCAAAUGGCACAGUUAUAUUACAAGGUGCUAAUAAGGAUUUAAGAGCAGUGGGCGUUUUCAACGUGGUGGACAAGACAAACAUGGUAGUUUCUCCCAUCUGGUUGAAAUCAAGUAUAAGUGACAUUUUAGGUGAGCUUCAUUAA